This is a messenger RNA of Leptosomus discolor (cuckoo roller), 684 nucleotides long. The record is from RefSeq and is a predicted model, not a curated record. NCBI's taxonomy places the organism in Eukaryota, Metazoa, Chordata, Aves, Leptosomiformes, Leptosomidae.
AUGAGUGCAGGGGGCUGCACAGAUGCUGAACAGUUCAGGUUUGAAGCUAGUGAUGGAUGCUUCAGUGAAGCCACAGUGAAGAUGAUAUGUGCCCCACCUAACUUCCUUCAUCUGCUCUCUCUGCUGCAGAGUACUUCCCUUUCCUGUGUGACUUUUCCUCUCCCCAUUCUGUUUCCACAGCAAUCAGGACUUUAUGAGUAUAAAAUCUUCGGUGGUCUUGCUGACUGUCCCCCAAAACUGUGCGUGGAUGUCUAUAUGGACUUAGAUUUCAGGAAGCAGUGGGAUCAGUAUGUUAAAGAACUGUAUGAGAAAACAUAUGAUGGUGAAAAAGUAAUUUACUGGGAAGUGAAGUACCCUUUUCCUCUCUCAAACAGAGACUAUGUCUAUAUUCGUGAAUGUCGAGAGAUGGAUGUCGAUGGGCGGAAGAUCUGGGUUGUGUUGUCUCAGAGUGUGGCUGUACCGCAGUGCCCUGAAAAGCCUGGUAUUAUCAGAGUUAAAAGCUAUAAACAAAGUCUGGCAAUAGAAAGUGAUGGCAAGACUGGAUCUAAAGUCUACAUGUACUAUUUUGAUAAUCCUGGUGGCAUGAUUCCAUCAUGGCUGGUCAAUUGGGCUGCCAAGAGCGGUGUGCCUACCUUCUUGAAGGAUAUGCAAAAAGCUUGCCGUAAUUAUUCUAAGAGCACAUAG